CCAUCUGUUUAACACUGGAUCUUAUUCGGUUGCCAAGAUGCGGAGAACGCUCAGGGAUGGAAAGGCUGCUGGGAUGGCUGGGCCCGAACCCACUGCGGUGUGGAGUGAGUGACCUUGGAGACGUCUCCCAUCUCCCCCAUUUCCUUCUUCUGCAAACAUUUUGUUGCCACCUGCUGUGGACCAGGCAGUACUUCGGGGUCUGUAGAAGCCCAGUAUUUGGUGAAUUAAACCUAGAGGUACAGAAGCAUCCUGUGUGGCUUGGUGAGCUGGGAAAAAACUUCACUGAGGAGCAUUUGGCUGUGAAACUGAAGGCUGUGUCAGUUGUAGGUUUUCUCUUAGUCUGUUGACUAAGAAUACACCAAGUGUCACAUCUUUUCACCAGUGUAGAUUACUUCAUACCACAUUGUCAAAAAGAGGACUGGAAGAAUUUUUUGAUGACCCAAAGAAUUGGGGAGAAGAAAAAGUGAAAUCUGGAGCUUCAUGGACCUGUCAGCAGUUACGGAACAAAAGUAAUGAAGAUUUACAUAAACUUUGGUAUGUUCUCCUGAAAGAAAGAAACAUGCUCCUAACUCUGGAACAGGAGGCUAAGCGGCAGAGGUUGCCAAUGCCAAGUCCGGAGAGGUUAGAAAAGGUAAUAGACUCCAUGGAUGCAUUAGAUAAAGUUGUCCAGGAAAGGGAAGAUGCCCUCAGACUUCUUCAGACUGGUCAAGAAAAAGCUAGACCUGGUGCUUGGAGAAGAGACAUCUUUGGAAGAAUCAUCUGGCACAAGUUCAAGCAGUGGCCUAUACCUUGGUACCUGAAUAAAAGAUACAACAGGAAACGAUUCUUUGUGAUGCCCUGUGUGGAACGUUUUGUCAGAUUGAGACUUGAGAAACAAGCCCGCAUCAGAGCAAGGAAGAAAAGUUUAGAGAAAAAGAAAGAAAAAUUUCUUCAGGAAAAGUUUCCACAUCUCUCUGAAGCCCAGAAGUCAAGUCUUGUCUAAGAUAUGAACUCUUAAUUUACCAUUUUCUUGGAUUACAGUCUGUAUACAAAAGUAAAUACAUAUUAAGUGGUUUAUAAAUAAAUUGUGUUUUUAGUCAAAUGA
Molecule: messenger RNA, 1084 nt
Organism: Camelus dromedarius (Arabian camel)
Lineage: Eukaryota; Metazoa; Chordata; Mammalia; Artiodactyla; Camelidae
Gene: MRPL47
Product: mitochondrial ribosomal protein L47
Exons: 7
Coding region: 560-982 (140 amino acids)
Biological process (GO): mitochondrial translation
Cellular component (GO): mitochondrial ribosome; mitochondrial large ribosomal subunit
Molecular function (GO): structural constituent of ribosome
Source: RefSeq, a predicted model, not a curated record